Molecule: messenger RNA, 3230 nt
Organism: Polyodon spathula (Mississippi paddlefish)
Lineage: Eukaryota; Metazoa; Chordata; Actinopteri; Acipenseriformes; Polyodontidae
Product: cerebellin-1-like
Exons: 3
Coding region: 1870-2439 (189 amino acids)
Cellular component (GO): glutamatergic synapse; synaptic cleft
Molecular function (GO): protein binding
Source: RefSeq, a predicted model, not a curated record
UGCUGACAACGGAGCUGUUCAGCACAUGUGGUGCUGAAGUGGCUGGGUCUAUCGGAAGAAGUAUCGCAACUUUAUAGGGAUAAUCUUUUAUUGUGCAAGCUAUACUGUAAAAUGUCUGUCAGAUUUAAUUGACAUAGUUAGCAAUAUGCCUUUGUCAUACAAUCAUUGUUACAGAUGGGUACAAGAAAGUCUUAGGAAAUUACGCAAACACGCUUAUUAAAUCAGGCGAUGAUAGAUUUGAAAGUAAUUAAAUAGGGGCAAGAUGUGCAAAUACGCGAUUAAUAAUGAGAGCUAAUGGCAAUAUCUGUACUAGCUGGAAUCCACGUCGAUUGAUCCCAAACACAUGUCUCUGUCCUUUUGAUUUGGUUCAAAUGUCAACCCUGUAUUUUUUUUUAAAUUUGAAUUAUAUCCACAAUUAUCAAAAGAUAAUCUUAUUUUAGUGUAUAUUCUCAGAGAUAAAAUUUAGACCCGCCGUACGCCGGCUGGAAUAUUUAUUUUGAAAUCUUAUUUCAUCACUGAAGUCAAAUGUCAUACUGUAGAACAGAAGUAUCAAACGUUAUCUCAGACCUCCGGCUGCGGGUACCCGUAGUGACACAUACACAAUAUUUGAUUUAAUACGCGUGUUCGACGUGGGCUGGGGGUUUGUUUUUAAUUUAGUUUUGUAGACAUAACGAUAUUGCUCCGGCGAGUCUAUUUGCACAGAGCUAGCAAGCUGUGGUGGUUCUAUCAGCUCUACAAAGUCUGAGCGAAGCAAAGCUUUGUUGCUUAUUCUGUACGAGUUUUAAUGAGCUGUUCAUCUUAUUGUAUUUCAGCCUGAUAUGUCUUCCAAGCCAUUUGUUUUCUAAAAUGUAAUUAUUUAAUUGACCCUAAGCCCACCCACCCCCGUUUAAAACUUCCGCAUUGUUUAACCAAACAAUGUAAUCUAAAUUAAUGUCAGAGGUCCAUUUCCUUGGUUAUGCAAUCGCUCUAUUUAGUGUCCUCCGCAAACCUCUUUCAAACAAUACAUUUUUCUCUUGAGGUAGUUUGUAUAACGAAGCCCGUCGUUUUGGAUCCGUUUAUUUAAAGUUGUGGUGAGGACUCUUCGCAGUUCUUGAUUGCAGUCCUGUGCGUCUUUUUAAACUUUACUUCACAAGCUCUCAAAGGUCUCAAUGAAGACACUUUUCUUGAAAUCAAAACUGCUACAACGAUCAGCCUUCUCCCAGACACAAGGUACACAGUUUACUUUCAGCCCCGAAAAAGAUGCUUUCGACUGCGGACUCUCAUGAUCUGAGCUUCGGCUCCAGCGUUAAUCUGGGGCUCGACAUCUAUCCACCUGUAACACGCUUAUAAAUAAAACCUGCGCUCGUCACACGUAGGAGGCGGGUUGGCAGGCGAUUGGAAAUGUGGAAGUGUUCUAAUCUUUGAUUGGGGCCGUGGGGAGCUGAUGAAAAUGAAUGAGGCGGGAGCAGCGGAAAGCUCGCCUUUGUGUUUCUCUUCUAAUAUCUCACAUAUCAAUAAUUCAGAGCGGCACCAGACGGACACUGCGCUAUGUAUUCAGCUGUGUAUCGACUAGCCAGGGGCCGCUUUCUACAAUUCAGGGGUCAUUUCACUCAGCCUUAAAGUAGGACAAGAAGCCGAGAGACGCAAGCAAGCCAGCAAGCAAGCGCGCACAAGGGGCAAGGAAAAUCACAAAGAGCCCCCACUCACAAAACUAAACCGGAGCGUAUAAAUAAAGGAUAUCAAGACAUAGAUUAAGAAGAAACAAACAACAACAACAACAAUAGAUCUAUUCACAUCUGGAUUUGAUAAAGAGAAAAGGAGCUGUUUCGGUGAGUCUAGAAGUGGGUUACUGCACUCUGUUGAAAGCUGCAGACCGAAGAAGCAGCUGUCAUGCUGGUGCUUUUCCUGAGCGUGGUGUGGCUAGUUGGGCUAGUGUGCGGCCAGAAUGAAACCGAACCCAUAGUCCUGGAGGGGAAAUGCCUGGUGGUUUGCGAUUCUAAUCCCACCUCGGACACAACAGGGACGGCUCUGGGCAUUUCAGUGCGGUCGGGCAAUGCCAAGGUAGCGUUUUCCUCCGUUCGGAGCACGAACCACGAACCCUCAGAAAUGAGUAACCGAACUAUGGUCAUCUACUUCGACCAGGUACUCGUGAACGUUGGGGACAAUUUUGACACGGAGAGAAGCACUUUCAUCGCUCCGCGAAAAGGAAUUUACAGUUUCAAUUUUCACGUGGUCAAAGUGUAUAACAGACAGACGAUCCAGGUGAGCCUCAUGCUGAACGGAUGGGCCAUGAUCUCAGCAUUCGCCGGGGACCAGGAUGUCACCAGAGAGGCCGCCAGCAAUGGGGUUCUGCUCCAGAUGGAGAAAGGAGACCGAGUGUAUCUCAAACUGGAGAGAGGAAACCUAAUGGGAGGCUGGAAAUACUCCACGUUCUCAGGAUUCCUCGUCUUCCCCAUCUAAACAGGAUUGAAAACACACAGACGCUGGGAAGCCAGGAAAAAACAGAAAACAAAAAACACACACAAGGGGUAGGAAUGAUGAGUGAAUGAACGGCUCUCAGAUGCAGCUGCUUGUAACUCUGGACAAAAAACUGUUUUACUUCCAAUAUUUAAAGAGGCAAAGCCCUUCGUAAUCUUCGUCUGUAUACGUCUGCUUUGAGGAAUGUUUCUAGCGUUUUGCAGUCAGAGAGCCGAAUAGAAGGAGAAAAAUUAAAUAAUUGGUGAAUUACACAUCAUUUUUAUUUUAUCAUUUUUAUGUUUAUAUGUCAACUUGUCUGUUGAAAUCUUUAUUACCUCAUUUUUUAUUUUUACCGUAUUUGUUUUUUUUAAAUCCCUAUUUCAUUAUCUGUUACGUUGCCCACAUACAUUUUAAUCACAAAUGCUUACAUUUCUUUUUGGGGAUUUUAUUUUACAUUACUCCUACAUUUAUCACACGAGAAAGAGUAAGAAAAAAAAACAAUGGAGAUAAUCUUGCUGUGUACUAAUCUAUAAGAAUCCUAAACUGUAUAUAUGAUGUAACCUCUUACUAGCCGAGCUGGUUAAGUAGCUGUAUUUCAGUAUUUCUAUGUAAUUCUCAGUGAUUGUCGAGUAUCAGGCUGCUAUACUUUUCGAUGCUUCUUGUUUUGUUUCAGUCAGAUGUGGCAAAACUUAAACAGCAGAAACUAUAAUGGAAUUUUAUUAUAACUCUGUAAAUAUAUGUGUGAAUAUUUUAAAAAUAUUUUUUUUCUUUGCUUUAAUUCAAUAAACUUUAAA